Neltuma alba is the source of this 1642-nucleotide messenger RNA. RefSeq names its product cytochrome P450 71D8-like. Bases 25 to 1566 code for a protein of 513 amino acids. The transcript has 3 exons. The record is from RefSeq and is a predicted model, not a curated record. Gene Ontology annotation, molecular function: heme binding; oxidoreductase activity, acting on paired donors, with incorporation or reduction of molecular oxygen; monooxygenase activity. NCBI's taxonomy places the organism in Eukaryota, Viridiplantae, Streptophyta, Magnoliopsida, Fabales, Fabaceae.
GCGUCAGUUAGAAGGCAAACCCAUAUGGAAUACCAGUUUUCUCCCUUGCUUGUUGUUUCCUUCAUCAUCUUGUUCUUGACGUUCCUUUGGUUUAGAAAACCAAGAAAUAAAGCGACGAUUAAAGUGCCAGGGCCAUGGAAGCUUCCCCUGUUGGGAAACCUUCAUCAGUUAGUAGCAGCAGAGUCACCACUUCCACACUAUGCCCUUCGAGAGCUAUCUCUCAAGUAUGGGCCUCUCAUGCACCUUCAACUUGGUGAGACUUCAACAGUGGUCGUGUCAUCCCCAGAUUUGGCUAAGCAGAUUAUGAAGACACAUGAUCUUUCCUUUGCGCAGAGGCCACAAACUUCUACUGCUAAGAUUUUUACGUAUGGAGGAUCUGAUAUUGCUUUUGCUCCUUACGGUGAUUACUGGAGACAGAUGAGAAAAAUAUGUAUUUUAGAGCUCUUGAGCGCCAAGAAGGUUCAAUCAUUCUCCUAUGUACGACAAGAUGAGGUAUCUAAGCUUAUAGAGUCAGUUCAAUCAUCAGUAGGUUCGGUUUUGGAUCUCUCGAGCGAGAUUUACUCAUUUACUAGUUCUAUAGUUAUGAGGGUAGCAUUUGGCGACAGACAUAAAAAUAAGGAUCAACGGCAGCCGCUGAAAUUGCUCCGUGCAGCUUUAGAACAAUUGAGCGGAUUUCAAUUUGCUGAUUUGUUUCCUUCCAUGAAACUUAUCCAUCUCAUAACUGGAAUGGAAGCAAAGUUGAUGAAGGCUCAUAAGAAUAUAGACAAAUUUUUUGAUGAUAUUAUCAAGGAGAAUCAACAGAAGAUAAUAAUGAGAUCAGCAGAAGGAGACAAGAGUAGUGAUGAUGAUGCUUUGGAGGAAGAAAAUCUUGUUCAGGUUCUUCUACGAAUCCAGCAAAGUGAAAGCCUUGACGUUCCUAUUACGACUGACAACAUCAAAGCUGUUAUUUGGGAUAUGUUCGGCGGUGGAACAGAUACCUCAGCAACAGUACUAGAAUGGGCCAUGUCAGAAAUGAUGAAAAAUCCUAAAGUGAUGGAAAAGGCGCAAGUUGAGGUGAGAAACGUUUUCAAUGGGAAGAAAGUAAUUAAUGAAAGUGAUAUGGUGCAACUUAGCUACUUAAAAUCAGUAGUCAAAGAAACUAUGAGGUUGCACCCACCAGUUCCUUUAUUGAUUCCAAGAGAAUGCAGAGAAACUUGCAAGAUUAAUGAGUAUGAAAUACCCAUCAAAACUCAAAUUAUAACAAAUGCAUGGGCAAUCGGAAGAGAUCCAAAUUAUUGGUACGAUGCAGAGAGGUUCAUACCGGAGAGGUUCCAAGGUAAUUCUGAUAUUGAUUUCAGAGGAACAAACUUCGAGUUCAUUCCCUUUGGAGCAGGAAGAAGAAUGUGUCCAGGGAUUUCAUUUGGUUUAGCAAGCAUUGAGCUUCCUCUAGCUAGUUUACUCUAUCACUUUGAUUGGAAACUCCCACGUGGAGUGAAGCCUGAGGAUUUAGAUAUGACUGAAGAACUUAGCGUUACAGAUAGAAGGAAGAACCAUCUGUGUUUGAUUCCCACGCCAUACAAAUAUUGAUUCUCUUCUUGGAAGCUCCUAAUAAUUGUGAUAUUUGCGUGUUUGUUUUGAAUUCAAUAAUGUUAAUAUUCCGUGC